Gastrolobium bilobum is the source of this 1548-nucleotide messenger RNA. RefSeq names its product cytochrome P450 93A3-like. Gene Ontology annotation, molecular function: oxidoreductase activity, acting on paired donors, with incorporation or reduction of molecular oxygen; heme binding; iron ion binding. The coding region runs from base 1 to 1548 and encodes 515 amino acids. Lineage: Eukaryota; Viridiplantae; Streptophyta; Magnoliopsida; Fabales; Fabaceae. The record is from RefSeq and is a predicted model, not a curated record. The transcript is spliced from 2 exons.
AUGGAUGAUUUUCAAGACUAUAUUCAAGUCUUCAUCAUUUGUGUGCUCUCCACCAUCCUUCUUAGAUCCAUACUUAGGAGAAAACAAAACAAGAUCCUCCUUCCACCGAGUCCAUGGUCCCUACCCAUCAUUGGACACCUUCACCUUCUAUCUCCAAUACCUCACCAAGAUUUUCACAAGCUCUCAAUCCGCUAUGGACCCAUAAUACACCUUUUCCUUGGCUCUGUCCCUUGCGUGGUAGCUUCCACCGCAGAAGCUGCCAAAGAGUUCCUCAAAACUCACGAAACCUCAUUCUCCAACCGCCCUGCUCAAACCGUUGCCGUUAAGAGCUUAACCUACGGCUUCCAAGACUUCACGUUUGCACCUUAUGGACCCUAUUGGAAGUUCAUGAAGAAGCUCUGCAUGUCUGAACUUCUCGGUGGCCGCAUGCUUGAUCGGCUCCUUCAUGUGAGGCAGCAAGAAACGAAGAGAUUCAUCAAACUUGUGUUCAAGAAAGGGAUCGCUUGUGAGGCCUUGGAUGUUGGAGCAGAACUCAUGACGCUUUCGAGUAACAUCGUUUCAAGAAUGACUCUGAGUCAAAGGGUUUCUGAAAACGACAACGAAACAGAAGAGGUGAGGAAGCUGGUGGCGGAUACGGCAGAGCUAUUGGGGAAGUUCAAUAUAUCGGAUUUCAUUUGGUUCUUGAAGGGUUUUGAUUUGCAGGGGUUCAACAAGAGGCUCAGUGAGAUUCAGUUCAGGUUUGACACCAUGUUGGACAGAGUGAUAAAGGAGCAUGAAGAGGAAAGAAAAAAAACCAAGGAAAUGGGUGGAACACAUCAAAUUAAGGAUAUACUUGAUGUUUUGUUAGACAUACAUGAAGAUGAUAGUUCUGAAAUUAAAUUGAAUAAAGAGAACAUAAAGGCCUUUAUAAUGGACAUAUUUGUAGCAGGGACUGACACGUCAUCAGUGACUAUGGAAUGGGCUAUGGCAGAGUUAAUCAACAACCCAAAUGUGAUGGAGAAAGCAAGGCAAGAAAUUGAUGAAGUGAUUGGAAAGAGUAGAAUAGUGGAAGAAUCAGAUAUUGUUAACCUUCCUUACCUGCAAGCCAUAGUUAAAGAAACAUUUAGGCUUCACCCUGCAGGUCCAUUAUUAUUUAGGGAGUCAUCUAAAAGGGCCAUAGUUGGUGGUUAUGAUAUAGAAGCCAAGACUCGAUUAUUUAUCAAUGUUUGGGCUAUUGGUAGGGACCCCAAUCAAUGGCAGAACCCACUUGAGUUCAGGCCAGAGAGGUUUAUUGGUGAAGAGGGAAAUGGGCUGAGUAAAUUCGAUGUUAGGGGACAGAAUUAUCAUCUUAUUCCAUUCGGGAGUGGAAGAAGAGGGUGUCCUGGAACCUCUUUGGGGCUGCAGGUUGUGCAUGUGAAUCUGGCUGCAAUGAUUCAGUGUUUUGAAUGGAAAGUUGAUGAUGGCAAUGGCACCGUUGACAUGGAAGAAAAGCCAGGGAUGACUCUUCCAAGGGCUCACCCCAUUAUAUGUGUCCCUGUUCCUAGGUUUAAUCCCUUUCCUUUUAUGUGA